Cinara cedri is the source of this 2816-nucleotide messenger RNA. The record is from the annotation of a GenBank genome assembly. NCBI's taxonomy places the organism in Eukaryota, Metazoa, Arthropoda, Insecta, Hemiptera, Aphididae.
UUUUUAAAAUAUAAUAUUCUUUUACUCCCUAGGAAAAGUUCUGUUAUUGCAAAGUAAAAUUUGAGGCUUUCAUCGAGAAGUAAGAAUUUUUAACGAAUAUACAUUAUGACACAUUAUAUAACUAUUAUAUUUUCAUGAUUUAAAUAUUAUGAAAUAGUUAUAAUUAGAAAUAUAACUUCGUUAUAUGUACUAUAUAAUUCAUUUUAUAUAACUAUUUCAAUUUUUUAAUUGAAUCAUUCAACGAAUCAAUAAUUUAUUAGAAUAAAUAAUUGAAUACGGACACUAGUCUUGCUUCUUUUAUUACUGAUGCCGGACAUUUUUGUAUAUUACAUAUAAAAACCGAGAACAAACAUAGGAAACUUCCUAACUUAAUUGUUAUAUUCUAUAAUUUUUUUUCACUUAUUAUUGUUGUUACUCAAAAUUUUGAGAAUAUCAUAAAAAAAUGACAUAAACCGAAAUCAUUAAAUUAAAUAAAUGUAAACAAAUUGAUGUUUUAGAAUAAAAUAUUUUCACAAUGAAAAUCUUCAAGCCGAUAUUUGUAUUAACGCUUUCGCUACUUGUAAGUUUAACUAUUAGCGUUACCAAUAUCUAUUUAUAGAUUAAAAAAAUGCAAAAUUAAAAAAUGAUUUUUCUUGACAGGUUUUGGACAAUUUUACGACUGUUUCUGCUCAUGACGGUGAGUAUCGGUGUAUUUAUUUGUACAUUAAAGGUGACAAAUGUAUGUUACAUCUCCCAAGUUUCUAAAAUUCUAGGUAAUUAAUUAUUACCAACAUUUGAGAUUUUUCUUUGGAUUUGAAUAGACAUUACUAGUCUUCAACUAAAAAAAUAAUUCAGAAUUGAUGUUUUUAAUGUCAAUAUUAAGAUAAUACUUGAUUAUAUAUUUUAUACUUUUGUAACCCAUUGAACGAUGGCCUUUUUACGGCUACCCACAAUCUAAAUAAUUUAUGCGAUAUCAUUUAAUGAGGUCCCAAAAUGUAAUAUUAACUAUCAUAUUUUGUUUAUAUAUCGAUGGAAAUUAAUAUGACCUAUAAUUAACCAAAAUCCGAUAUCUAUAACUUACGGACAUUCAAUACAAUUUUUUCGAUACAGAGCUCCUCGAAAAAUUAUUCAAAUGGUAUAGCAAUAUGCCGACAUUACACGUGGAUGUCCUAUCUGAUCAACGUGAGUACUCUGAAUAAUUUAUAUAAUUGAUAUUCAUAAAUAUUACAUGUUAUGAUGCUAAUCAUUUUUUAUAAUAUACAGAAAAAGAUACUUUGGAACAUAUUGGAUCAUUAAUAAGAGAGGGCAAAGAAGAUCAGAAUUAUCUCGGCAAAUUUUCCAGUAAGAAAAACUAUUGAACCUAAAAAUAUAAAAUAUCUCUAUGUCGUAUUACUAUUAUAACCAUUACAAUUGUUUUUUUAACUAUUAUACUAAACGCAACUUCAUUGGUCGUAAAAAGUUAACAUUUAAAAAUAAACAACAAUUUUUAUAGUCCAAGCAACAGACACGGUGUAUUUGAAUAGCCAAUUAUAUCAUUUUAAUGAAUUUAUUUACUUAUGUUUAAUGUAGAAGAUGACACUGAAAUUUACAAAUGGUGGAAGAGUAUGCCCAUGGUCAAUUAUGAUCUGCAGAAAAGUAUGUUCUAUGUUUUAACAGUUAUUUGCGAAAAAAUUAAAUAAUGCUUUCUUUUUUUUUUAAUAAAUUCUAUAAUACACCUAAAUUGUCUGUAGUUGAUAUUUCGAAUUCGAUGAACGACGGAAAAGAACAUGGUAUUAUACACAAGAGGACAGUUUAUAUGAUGUAAUAAUAAUUAGUCUAAUCCAACUAAUAGAAUGAUUCAACAGAUCCUUAUUUAAAUAGGUACAAGCAGAUGAUAAGUAAAACAAUUAUUUAAAAAUAAAACAAUACAUUUAACUGUGUUAUUAUUGUAUACUUGAACGUNGAUUAGGUAUGUAUCUAAAACGAGCAUGCCCUAAUUUUCGGGAAAACAAUUGUUGUAAAGUUCACAACGGGUAUAAAGUUUAAAUAAAACAUUAUACAAUUAGAAUUAUGAUUUAUAGAAUAAAAAAUUCAAUCGUUAAUAAUCUCGAGAUAUUUAAAACAUCAAUUAAUAAUUACUAAACAGUUACCUUAAGGUACCUUUGUGAACACUAGAAUUUGUCUAUUUAUAUAUAUCUUCGCGAGGAACCGAAUAUAAUUAGUAUGCCCACUGAAAUAUAAAAUCCGUAUGAAUUAUACGUAUCCUAUCAGUUAUAAUAAAUGCUUUGAAGUCUAAUAUAAAUGAGCACAAUUACAAUAGUAUGUUAUUAUUAUAUAAUUUUCUAUUCUAUAUAAUUCUAAGUUAAUAUACAUUAUAAUAAUUUGAAAAUACAAAAUAAUGGUUUAGAUAUCAAAUAGGUAUUAUAAAAUUUGACCGCGUAAAUUAUGUAACGUUAUAGGUUGGUUAGAUUGACUUGGAAACAUACUAUAUAUACAUAAAAUAAUUAACUACAUUAUAUGUUACUAAUUUAUUUAUUUUUCAUACUUAUAGUACGUAUUGAAGCCAUCUAAAAAGACCGAAAUUAUGUGUAGAAGAAACAAUGCGAAUUAAUAUAUUUCGUCUAUUAUUAAUAGUAUUAUUUUAAUAGUUUUAGUUUUAUCACAAACGUAUUAAUCUCACGACAUUUGAAGAAAAAUGUAUACUUACGAUAACGCACAUAACAACCAACAUAUUUUGUUUUUAUUCACAUUGUUAUUAUUUUAUAACCAUUGUAAUCUAACCUAAUAAAUAACAUGACCAAUUAUGUAAUUUGUUAUAAGUAUUUAUUUUCCAUCAUUCGAUAUACACUAUUAUUUAU